Entrophospora sp. SA101 is the source of this 384-nucleotide messenger RNA. The record is from the annotation of a GenBank genome assembly. Lineage: Eukaryota; Fungi; Glomeromycota; Glomeromycetes; Entrophosporales; Entrophosporaceae.
AUGUGGUCGCUAGGAUCUGGAAUCCGUCCAUUUUCAGACAUUGCUCACGACGAAAAACUUGCAAAUGAAAUAAUCGUAGAUGGGAAAAGGCCAAAAAUAUGUGAAAACAAUUUUCCAAAAGUUUUUAUUGACCUUAUGAGAAGAUGUUGGGAAAACGACACUAAAAGACGGCCAACCGCAAAGGAAUUAUUUGAAAUUACUGGGAGGUGGGUAUCCGAUACUUGUGAUAAUCCGAGUCCCAAUGAAACUAGUCGUCAAUUUGAUGAUGCCGAGGAUAAAAAAUUCAUGGAACUCGAAAAAACCCCUUUCUCCCAACCAAAGAUUCAUCCUUUAGCAAUUUAUACGAGCAGACUACUGGAUUUUCCUGGAAUUCGUUCUACUUGA